GUCACGAACUGCUCAUUCCAACUCGUACCGACGAGAUCAAUUUAAACAAUGAUCCUUCCCUAAAAAGGAUUGACGAGGAUGGCACGAUGGAGAAAGAUCAAGAAAUUCAAGAGGAGCAAAGUAAUGAUGAAGAGACAUCUAUGCUAGUGAUGAAGGGGAAAGAUGGAUCAUCUUUAUCAGGGCAGCCUCCGAAGAGAUCUGCAUUCAAAGGCCAAUGGACCCUUGAAGAAGACAAAAUGCUGGUUCAAUUGGUGGGCGAGCAUGGACUCAAGAGUUGGUCUCAAAUUGCUAGGAUGCUUGGUGGCAGG
Linum tenue is the source of this 308-nucleotide messenger RNA. NCBI's taxonomy places the organism in Eukaryota, Viridiplantae, Streptophyta, Magnoliopsida, Malpighiales, Linaceae. The record is from the annotation of a GenBank genome assembly.